Labrus mixtus (cuckoo wrasse) is the source of this 2976-nucleotide messenger RNA. It is a transcript of the gene slc1a2b, whose product is annotated as solute carrier family 1 member 2b. Gene Ontology annotation, biological process: L-glutamate transmembrane transport. Gene Ontology annotation, molecular function: glutamate:sodium symporter activity; neutral L-amino acid transmembrane transporter activity; L-glutamate transmembrane transporter activity. Gene Ontology annotation, cellular component: plasma membrane. Bases 260 to 2014 code for a protein of 584 amino acids. The transcript has 11 exons. The record is from RefSeq and is a predicted model, not a curated record. Lineage: Eukaryota; Metazoa; Chordata; Actinopteri; Labriformes; Labridae.
CAGGUUGCUGUGGCUAUGACAGGGUCUGUGGUCUGGUUUGCAUUGACUCGCUCCUCUCUGGAUCUCUGGAUGCUGCGAGGCUGGAGGAUAGCUGAGAGCUGCUAGCUGUCAGCAGAGCUGCCUUUUUUUCUCUCUUUUCAACCUGGGACCUUAUCAGGAUACUUCUGGAAAUAUUUUUUGAUGGAGCAAUUGUGAUCUUAAAACCAUUUUUUUGUGCUGACCACUCUAAAUACCAAAGGCUGGAGAUCUGAUUCUGUUAAUGUAUAUUGCACUUACCUCAACUCCAGCAGAAAUGAAUGCCAACAGUAUGCCUAAACAAGUGGAGGUCAGGAUGCACGAGAGUCACCUGGAGCCCAUUGAGGCCAGGCCUCAGUCCAAAUGUGCCAAAAUCUGCUCGAAGCUUUCCAAGAACCUUCUGCUCACACUCACUGUCCUCGGUGUGAUCUUGGGAGCUGUAUCAGGGAUGUUGCUCCGCGUUGCUUCCCCUAUCCACCCAGACAUCGUCAUGGUGAUUUCUUUUCCUGGAGACAUCCUUAUGAGGAUGCUGAAGAUGUUGAUCCUGCCCCUCAUCAUCUCCAGUUUAAUCACAGGUCUUUCCGGUUUGGAUGCCAAAUCCUCUGGUCGCCUGGGAACCAGAGCCAUGGUCUACUACAUGUCCACCACUAUUAUUGCUGCUGUCCUGGGAGUCAUCCUGGUACUAGUCAUCCACCCUGGCAACCCCAAAUUGAAGGAAAAUCUGGGCGAGGGCGAGAAAAAUGACGAGGUGUCCAGCUUGGAUGCCUUCUUCGAUCUGAUCAGGAACCUGUUCCCGGAGAACCUGGUGCAGGCCUGUUUCGAACAGGUCCAGACAGUCACAAAGAAGGUUGAGGUGAUUAUCGAGGAAGACAUCAAUGCCACCACUGUGGAGGGCCUGGUGGCUAACAUCACCAAGGAGCCUCAGUUUUUGGUCAAGAAGUCCCUGCAGUUCAAAAGUGGCAUGAAUGUCCUGGGUCUGAUUGGUUUCUUUAUUGCAUUUGGCAUCUGCAUGGGCAAGAUGGGAGAGAAGGCCAGACUCAUGAUUGAAUUCUUCAACAUCCUCAAUGAGAUUGUGAUGAAAAUUGUCAUCAUGAUCAUGUGGUACUCUCCCUUCGGUAUCGCCUGUCUCAUCUGUGGUAAGAUCAUCUCCAUCAAAGAUUUGGAGGUGGUGGCUAGGCAGUUGGGCAUGUAUAUGAUCACUGUGAUUGUCGGCCUCAUCAUCCAUGGAGCAAUCUUCCUGCCCAGCAUCUACUUUGUUAUCGUCAGGAAAAAUCCCUUCACCUUCUUCCUUGGCAUCUUCCAGGCCUGGAUCACUGCUCUGGGGACAGCCUCCAGUGCUGGUACACUGCCUGUCACCUUCCGUUGUCUGGAGGAGAACCUGGGUAUUGACAAAAGAGUCACUCGUUUUGUGCUCCCAGUUGGUGCCACCAUCAACAUGGACGGUACAGCCCUGUAUGAGGCUGUUGCUGCCAUCUUUAUUGCCCAGAUGAACGGCAUCUACCUGGACCCUGGUCAGAUUGUCACUGUCAGUCUGACUGCCACUCUGGCCAGUGUUGGAGCUGCCAGUAUUCCCAGUGCCGGCCUGGUGACUAUGCUCUUGAUCCUGACUGCUGUAGGCCUGCCAACCCAGGACAUCAGUCUGCUGGUUGCUGUUGACUGGCUGCUGGAUCGAUUCAGGACCUCAGUGAACGUGGUGGGUGACUCCUACGGUGCAGGCAUCGUGUACCACAUGUCCAAGGCGGAGCUGGAGGAGCUGGACGCACACGCCAAAUCAGACGACAUUGAAAUGAUGACGAAGACCCAGUCUUAUUACGACGACAUGAAGAACCAUCAUGAAAACAAUUCCAACCAGUGCGUCUUAACCGAUACCGCUACUACAACCGCUUCCGCCACUGCUAACAAUUCUGUCGUAGUAGAUGAUUGCAAGGUAACCUCAGCCACAAACGGCUCUGCUGCGGAGUGCACGCUUGUUGAGGAGGAACCAUGGAAACAUGAAUAAUGGCAGCACAGAGAUCCCCCCUGCUCCAGGGCUCCACAAGCUUUCCUACCUGAUGAUUAAAAAAACAAGUGAAUGGAAAAAAAAAAACAAGUCACAUGAACAGAACUACUAAUUGUUUUUUUUUAUGUAGUUUAGUUUUCUUUCUUUUUUUAAAUUAGUCCCUUUAAAACGAUUUUUGUAACUGUCUAUCUGACUGAUAUGUAACACUAAUUCACUUAACCGUGAAGUGAUAAAAGAGGUUGACCUGUUAGAGCACAAUUAUGUCCUAUAUUAUAGCAGAUACUUGCACAACAUACUUCAAGGCUUGGGGAGGGAAGGAAGAGAAAAACAAGUUAGAUAAGCUGUUUCUAGCAAUACAUGUUGGUUAUAAGACGGGAAAAGAAGUGGCUGUGUAACACGGGAUGCACUUAGAUCCUCUUCCUAUAUUUCACACAGGUGAUUCAUUAUUAUAAUGGCAGAAGAAGAGUGGGAGUUAGAGCAUUACUUACGUCACCAGACAUACUGAACUUCCUGCUUCACAUCCCUGUUAGUAACAUCGCAAUGUGUCGAAAAGCUGCUUAUUUUCCUACUCAGCUCGGUGUCUCAUCCAAUAAUAUCUCUUUUGCUUCUUAUACUAUCAAAGCCUUUAUCUGGCUGCUUUUUCACAAUAUUACCCACUUCCCCGAGGUCCAGUAAACUGAUGAAAGCACAGUCACGGCUGAAUUAAAAAGCACAAAUCAAACCAUGGAGCUCAUUUUUAUCCCCCCUUUUUUUUGGUUUUCUUUUGUCUGUGUUCUGGAAAGAAAAGGGACUUUUAUUUUUCUUUGUGUCACCUGUUUGUGUGACAAUGUUGUUGAGAGAGAGAUAGUAUGUGUGUGUGUGUGUGUGUGUGUGUGUGUGUGUGUGUGUGUGUGUGUGUGUGUGUGUGUGUGUGUGUGUGUGUGUGUGUGUGUGUGUGUGUGUGAGAGAGCUGGGGUUAAGAA